Messenger RNA from Schistosoma turkestanicum, 2298 nucleotides. The record is from the annotation of a GenBank genome assembly. NCBI's taxonomy places the organism in Eukaryota, Metazoa, Platyhelminthes, Trematoda, Strigeidida, Schistosomatidae.
UGGCCAUUUCGUGCAUAAGACACUCCUACCCUAAUGAACGAUAAUAAAUUGGAUCCACCUGAAACUUGUAGUAUUUCAAAAGAUUCUACUGAACAGUUGAAAUCAUUUUGUAGUAGUUUUGAAGAUCAUACUACUGAAUCGGAUCUAUUACAUACAUUAGAGCUACCAAUAUCACCUAGUCAAGAUUUAUUUGGUGAACCGACAACAUCAAGUUCCUAUAGAGAUUCACCUCCUAUUGGUCGAACAACAGUAACUACUCCAUCUUGUCUUUGGAAAAAUUGUGAAUCUUCUAUUAAUCAAGUUUGUGUUAAUACAGAUAGUGGAUUUUCUAGUUGGACUGGAAGAAGUGAUUCUAAAACUAAAUCUCCAUCAAAUUUGAUUACAUCUGAUAAUAGUAUUUUUAUGCUGAAUCAAUCUGAUCAAGUUAAUUUUUCUUGGAGACCAACUACAAAUCUAAACGAAUCAGAUGUAAACUCCAACAAUCUUACUACUAAUUCAAGUUCAUGUUUAAGUAAUUUACCAUGUGCUAGUGAAUUGAAUGAAGAACUAUCUGAUAGAAUGUUUAUUACAAGUAUAAGUGAUAUGAUGAGGAAUUCACCAACUUGGUCCACUCCAUGGAAUUGCGCGAACAAGUAUACUGAUACAUAUGAACCAUGUAAACCUGUAUCACAAAGCACUGUAGAUAUGACAUAUUCAUAUCCGGAAACUAUUCCUCCUUCGGACUUUUCACCAUUUUAUUCUCUUGGAUUGGAUUCAGUAAACCAAAAUGCAAACCAAAUACAAUCUCCAAAUGAUACUAAUGAUAAAAUAUAUAAAUCACCAGAAAAUUUCAAUAGUCCCUCUUCAUCAAAAUCAUCAUAUUCUACUUGUAUACAUGAAAGGAAUCCUUCCAACCAUCUAUUUCGUCCAAUCCCUAAUCAAGGAGAUAAUGAAGAUCAAAGAGAUUUUCAUAAUUCAUCAAAUUCAUCAUUUUUAAUAAAUACACAUCAUGAUCGACAUAGUUUAGAAGAGCAUUCCAAUGAAAAUACCAAUAAACAGCCAAUUACUUCUCUUACACAUCAAUCACAAUAUACAAGUUGUCAUCAUCGUCAUCAUCGUCAUCGUCCUAGAACUGUAUCUUAUACUGCUUAUUUAGAUUCAUCAUUCAUUAAAAAAUCGUAUAUUUACAGACCAGGUUCUGCACCAUUACAUGAACAUGAAAAUUUAUUCAUUCCUGAAGAACAAUCAGAUUCCAGUGAAAAUAAUCAAUGUGCAAAAGAAAUAAUAAAAUCAAAUUCUAUUGUGUAUAAACGACAUAAUAAAAAAUCCACAUUAAAAUUAUCUUCUUCUACACGUAGAUUUUCACAAAAUUAUCAAGCGAAUUCAUAUGGUCAUUGUAGUAGUAGUAGUACUAGUAGUAGUACAGAUAAAAAUAAGAUUCAUUUUGAAAAUGUCCAUACUACAAAAAACAUGGAACAUUUGAUGAACAAUAAUACAAAUCGUAUUAAUAAUCACCCGACAAUCAUCAACAUGAAUGAUCAACAAUUUUAUUCAAGAAUAAAUUUAACAACGAAUAAAAAUUUACACCAAUCCACUCAACAGUGCCUUACACAUUUACCACAGUUAUGUUCAGAGUAUAGAAUAGUACAGAAUGAUGUCAACUGUUCAAUUACUGCACAUACAAGAAGUUGUUAUUCACCGAAUUGUACUGUCCCUACUAUUUCUUCCUUACCAAAUUCUCCUAUGUUGAACACUGCAACGACAACAACGAAUAAUCUCAAUGAAUUGAGUACUACUACUACUCAUACUACUACUACUACUAUUAAUAGUAGUAGACCAAUACUACAAUCAACAACUAUGCCUGAUGUUGUGCCUCGAUUAAGUUUACACAUAAAUCAUCGCCAUAGUAUUAAUAAUAAUAAUAAUACCGAUACAAUUGGAUCAAAUCAUAUGACAUUAUUACAUCAUCGUUCACAUUUAUUACAACCAAGAUGUUCAUCUGUUCCAUUAGUACAAUCAUCAACAUCAACAUCAUCAUCAUCAUCAUCACAAUCACCAUCAUCAUCAUCAUUAUCAUCUUCAUUAACACCGUCAACAUUAGCUUUCAAUGUUCAAUGUCAAUGUUAUCAUUGUACACAUCAGCAUUAUUUUGAUCAUUGUCAAUUAUCAUCAAAUUAUCAAUCUCAAUCAAAUUAUUUAUUAGCAAGACGUUUAGCAUAUGUGGCUGAUGAAUUAAUGUUAGAUUAUUAUUAUCAUAAUUAUUCAAGAAGAAAUUAUCGAUCAAUGUAUAAUUUGGUAAGUUAUGAAUAUUAUUGUUAG